Messenger RNA from Colletotrichum higginsianum IMI 349063, 321 nucleotides. RefSeq lists its product as uncharacterized. The record is from RefSeq and is a predicted model, not a curated record. Lineage: Eukaryota; Fungi; Ascomycota; Sordariomycetes; Glomerellales; Glomerellaceae. The coding region runs from base 1 to 321 and encodes 106 amino acids. The transcript is spliced from 3 exons.
AUGCCCAGCGGUCAGGGAUACGAGUACAAGAGCUCCGGCACCAACAGCCAGGCACGACUUCUCCGAAACCGCCGAGCGACUGUGCCCGUGACAAGGCGAGCGGGCAACCACUACUGCGCCCGUGACUACGGCAGCAGCGCGUCCAACCCCAACUCGUAUCACUACUCCAACACCGAUGGAUCGUACUACUACUCCAACCCCAACGGCAGCACCUACUACAACGACGGCGCCGGCGGCUCGACCUACACCUCGUCCAGCGGCGAGAGGAGCUCUUCCGGCUCCGGCUCCGGCUCCGGCUCCGGCAGCUCCGGUAAGAAGUGA